This is a messenger RNA of Colletotrichum lupini, 2190 nucleotides long. RefSeq names its product HET domain-containing protein. The coding region runs from base 1 to 2190 and encodes 729 amino acids. NCBI's taxonomy places the organism in Eukaryota, Fungi, Ascomycota, Sordariomycetes, Glomerellales, Glomerellaceae. The record is from RefSeq and is a predicted model, not a curated record. The transcript is spliced from 7 exons.
AUGAGUUUCUGCGGUGCCGCGCCUCAAGAGGAUGUUGGGAAUAUGCACUUCUUCUGCCUGAUUUCGACCUGCAUGGCGACCGAUGCACCAUCCUCCGAGUCUCUCAAAAGCACGGAAGUGACACUGGCACAGAGGCCACAGAGCCUGCCGUCGUACCGCUACGAACCUCGGCGGGAGCAGCUUCGCAGCAGAGACACAUCCCGAAACUACUCUGCCGUAUCGUGCACCCGGGGUCUGCCCGAUUUCUCCGUCGACCUCGUCAUUCAUCAAAGCAGUGUUGGCGACGAUAUCAUCACGCACAAGGAUUCGCUGCUGAGAAUCACACCGACCGUCGAUAGCAUUCUGCGAUACCUGCGCGAUCCUGACGAGUCGCUGUACCUCUGGAUUGACGCCCUGUGCAUCGACCAACAGGAUGAGAAUGAUAAGGCGUCGCAGAUUCCACAGAUGGGCGAGAUUUACAGGUGCGUCGAGACGGUACACGUCUGGCUUGGCGACGUCGAUGCCGAUGAAGUCGCGGUGGCAUUUGCCAACAUACGCAUGGUCAUCCAGGAGAUCAAGCUUGCAGAUCGAGCCGUCUUGCAUUAUGGAGAGCACUCUGUUGAGUACGCACGCUUCCGAGCAGCUUGGUACUUGGUGGAGAGUCGCAAGUUAUCUCAGGGUAACCUGGGAUAUUUGCGACAUUUGCUACGGCGUGAUACGACGGAUGACUUCUUGGAACUGCUCUGGGAAUUCCAUACGGCCAUGUGCUCAGAUCCGCGAGAUCGUCUUGCAGCUUUGCACUGCUUCCUACCCCAGAGCGAACAACAGAUUGAUCUCCAGUAUGGCCAGAUCGGCUGGAAGGAAAUGCAUCGCCGCCUAGCUGAGAGAUAUAUCAAUAAAGGCACUCUAUCGGCGAGUAUGGUCAUUCUGCGCCUUUUCGCGUUUGGCCCGGCUGCUGGGAGGAGCCUAGACGACGCCGAGUGUCCGUCUUGGGUCCCUGAUUGGUCUGGGGUUCGACAGCUGGGAAUGGCGUCAGGCGAGUUCCAUAUGGAUCGCCUGCAUCCGACAGAUCGCGACGAUAAGCCUUGGAUGGACUGUACCGAUAAUUUCGGUGGCUUGCAAACUGAAGGUCCUUCUCCAGAACCCCACUGGAAUGUCAGUUUGUCUAGCAAAGAGAAAGAAAAGCUCUGGCUCCAAGAGGCACAACAAGACAUCCCAGACUGCAGAAAGUUCAGCGGAUCCAGACUUGUCAGGGAUGAGUUCGCAACAAGAUUCUUUGCUGAGAAGACGAAACUAAGGGUCAGACUGAUCCUGACGCUACCGCGAGAACUAGUAGUCGAGAAGGAAAAGUUGUGGAAACACGCACUCUCAUGUCUUAAGCCAAUCCAAAAUCAAUUCGUGACAUCAAGGAGUUGUUUAAGGAUUGCGGCAUUAUUCGCAAUCGCCCUAAAGGGCAAGGACACUGUGUCAGAGGAUAAUGACCAAAUGAGCAGCUGGUCUUUCCACACGCUUACGGAAAAGCUGUACGAAACAGUCAGGACUGGCUUUGAGAAUCCGGAGUUUCUUGCCGGAAAACAGAAAUCGCUACUGGCCUUAAUCGGCAGCAUCCUUCAAAGGUUCGCUGUGGUUGUGCUUCAUCCUUCGCCGUAUGGUCGUUAUAGGACGAUUGAGCACGAUCCUACUAGGUUGGAACCAGACUAUGGUUUGGCGCCUCACGUUAUGAAACUUGGCGAUAUCUUGAUCGCCUUUGACGAAACGAAGCAACGAAAGUUUCCGAUCGACGACUAUUGCUUUACAGGCCCGGACUUUUUAGACGGUCAUUUUGCGUAUAUAGGAGAGCAUCUGGUCGAGGUAUCGAUGUGCUUGAGGCCGAUGUCGCCCAAGCUAGUGCAUGAGGUUUCAGAUAUUUCCCAAGACAAGCUGUCAUCACCAUUAGAUAAGAUUGCGGCAAUGGCCGAUGGCUCACAGGAAACAUACAGACAUCGGCCAGACGACCAAGAGUUCCCCUAUCCUCCGAGCCACGUUCGAACAGCACGAUUCUUGGGGCCUGCCUACUGUGUCAGCAAGUCUCGUGAUGGCAUGUCAACCUUCGACAGAUCUAAGAGAACGUCUCUGCCGCCCAUUAAACAUAGACAUAGUGUAGCUCAGCUUAGGAUUACUAGCAAAAGAGCCGAGUCUUCGUGGAAGUCGACUCUUCUACUCACUUCCUAA